Molecule: messenger RNA, 1481 nt
Organism: Colletotrichum navitas
Lineage: Eukaryota; Fungi; Ascomycota; Sordariomycetes; Glomerellales; Glomerellaceae
Product: ctr copper transporter
Exons: 2
Coding region: 438-1082 (214 amino acids)
Biological process (GO): copper ion transmembrane transport
Cellular component (GO): plasma membrane
Molecular function (GO): copper ion transmembrane transporter activity
Source: RefSeq, a predicted model, not a curated record
GCACGGACAACAAAAAGUCACCACUGCCCGGCUGAGGCAUCUUGGUAGAAGCCGAGUCACUUGCCAUUAAUGCGGAAAACUUGCUCUCGUUUCGCCGCCCUGUUAUCUUCGCAACCCAAUUCGUAACGCUCUCCUUGCUCGAAGCGUCUGAAGAUCUCACGCAAUCCUUCUCGCUGCCAAUCUAUAACACUGACCUUGCCGCCUUGUCCUCUAUAUCCUGGCGUUUUUCCAUCUGAAGAACUCUCUCCAUCUCUCUCACGCUCCCUCCUCCUUACCCUCGAUCCGAAGUGAUAACGAUCCUGACGGCCGGGACUGGAGCCUGGUUUGUUCAUUGAUUUUUGCACCGGCACUCUCUUAAUUUACGAAUACCCUCCCCCAUUCUCUUCCCUUACUGCUGCGCCGCCAGCGUCGACCGCUUCCCACACGACACCGCCGCGAUGGACAGCUUUCUGAUGGCCAGACAUGGGGACGAGGACCACGGCGCGGCGACCGCCGCCGACGCUAUGCCGGGAAUGGAUAUGGGAUCCGGCUCGAUGAACAACAGCAGCAGCAGCGGCGGCGGCGGCAGCAUGACGAUGAUGAUGAUGAGCAUCUUCCAGAACAGCAUCAAGACUCCUCUGUACACCGAGACGUGGACCCCGAACAGUGUCGGCACCUACGCCGCAACCUGCAUCUUCCUCAUCUUUCUCGCCUUCUGCAUGCGCGGCAUGCUGGCUCUCAAGUCCAUCCAGGAGAAGCGAUGGCUCGACAAGGACUUCAAGCGUCGCUACAUCAGCGUCAACGGAAAGAUGGGUAUGGCCGGUCAAAUUUCAUCGGAGAGCAUGGCGAAACAGAUGGUGCUCUCGGAGAAUGGCGUCGAGGAGAACGUCACUGUCGUCCAGAAGCAGCACGGGAUAUGGAGGCCGUGGAGAUUUUCGGUCGAUCCCAUCCGCGCCCUGAUUGACACCGCUAUUGCUGGGGUCGGAUAUUUGCUCAUGUUGGCUGUCAUGACCAUGAACGUUGGUUACCUGCUCUCGGUUCUGGCCGGCGUCUUUCUGGGCAGUCUCGCCCUUGGUCGCUUUGCUACUUUGGGUGAGCACUAGAGGCUAUCAGACGUUUGGCUAGGGAGAGAACGUCGAAGACUCGGCUCACUUGCUCCUACUGCGUUAAUACUUCAUAAACCCUGCGGGUAUAUCGGUGGUAUUGCGGUAGCCGAGGAGACGGAAUGAAGAAACGCGAUCACGAGAAAGCAAAACCGAGGAAGUCAGUCCAAGCCUUUGAUAUACUUACUAUUUACUUUUUAUUCUCUGUAAGCUUUUUUUUUUUUCCUCCCGGAAAAGGGGACCUCAGUUAAGAAGGAUUGAUUCUACCAUGUUGCUAUCGGCUUGUGCAUUACUCUUGCUGUCCUGUACACUCUCUAUCCCAGCGGACGGCCGCGGAGCCAAAAGCUGUGACGAUAAAAAAGCUGUCGUGAGGUCUGAUCCCCCCCCAAUCAUGAGUUC